Molecule: messenger RNA, 1393 nt
Organism: Megachile rotundata (alfalfa leafcutting bee)
Lineage: Eukaryota; Metazoa; Arthropoda; Insecta; Hymenoptera; Megachilidae
Gene: Etfb
Product: Electron transfer flavoprotein beta subunit
Biological process (GO): fatty acid beta-oxidation using acyl-CoA dehydrogenase; amino acid catabolic process
Cellular component (GO): mitochondrion
Molecular function (GO): electron transfer activity
Source: RefSeq, a predicted model, not a curated record
AUAUUUGCUCACGUAAAUGAAACUUCAGUUUUUAUCUAUCACAGAUAGAUCGAGAUUCAUGACAGAAAUUUUUGCAAAAAGACAGAUUAUGCUGGCCGUAAUCUUAUAUUGAUAUAAAUGAACCAAUCAGAAAAAAUUGGAAACCGACGUCACCACGGCUAAAAAGUUUGAGCUUCAGUUCUUACUAUUUUUUUACAAAGUUUUUUAGAAUUAUUUAAUUGAAGAUACAAUUUUGUAUUCUUAUUAGAAAAUCUGAAACGGCCAUAUUUUAUGACGUUUACUCACACCAGCGCAAACUGCAUGAAAAUAUGUCCAUGAAAUGAACGUAUUGUAAUUGUUAUCGAGAAUGAAAUGAACUUUAGACUAUUGUCAACAAAGUGGUCCCGCCACAUAUAAGAAACGCUGUACAGUUCUAUAUAAACAUAUUGUGGUAUAUAUCGUGAAUAGGAAUUUAUAAUUUACAGUUGUAUAAUUUAUCGAUUUCUUGAUUAUUUAGUUAACGAUGGCGCGUGCACUCGUAGGUGUAAAGAGAGUUAUCGAUUAUGCAGUUAAGAUUCGUGUUAAACCAGAUAAGACAGGUGUUGUAACUGAUGGAAUUAAGCAUUCGAUGAAUCCUUUUGAUGAAAUUGCAAUUGAAGAAGCUGUACGAAUGAAAGAAAAGAAACUUGUACAGGAAAUAAUUGCAGUUUCAUGUGGACCAGCACAAUCUCAAGAUGUUAUAAGAACUGCACUUGCAAUGGGUGCUGAUAAAGGAAUUCAUGUCGAGAUAUCUGGGCCUGAAUAUGAAACUUUACAACCUAUUCAUGUUUCUAAAAUUCUAGCCAAAUUAGCUCAAGAUGAAAAAGCAGAUUUAGUAAUUGUUGGCAAGCAAGCUAUAGAUGAUGAUUGCAAUCAAACUGCACAAAUGAUUGGAGGCCUCUUGGACUGGCCAACUGGUACAUUUUGUAGUAAAGUUGAAAAAACAAAUGGUGAACUAAAUAUUACACGUGAAGUUGAUGGAGGUUUAGAAGUUCUUAAAAUGAAAAUGCCAGCAGUUUUAAGUGCUGAUCUUCGUCUUAAUGAACCACGGUAUGCCACAUUACCGAAUAUCAUGAAAGCUAAAAAGAAACCGGUUAAAAAGAUGACUCCAAAAGAUCUUGGUAUAGAUACUGCUGCAAGAAUUGAUAUUUUGUCAGUUGAAGAACCACCAGCUAGACAGGGUGGCGUUAUUCUACCAGAUAUUGAUACUCUAAUUACAAAAUUAAAAGAAGGUGGACACGUUUAGUUGCUUAUCACAACAAAAAUGUUUUACAGUGUUUUUUACUUGUUAUACUUUUUAUUAAAUUUUGCUGUAUAUAGAACAACUUUUUAUACACUAUGAGAUGUUGCAUGUUAUAUUUCAAUAAAUUUUUUC